AGCACUAGCGAUCUCUUUCCUUGGACCUCGGCACCAUUUCUACAUAGUUGUUGAACAUUUUAAAUUCUUAACUGUAACAUAAAAUCCAUUAUUAUACAUAUUUCAUUUCACACCCUGUAGUUUCUCUUUUCUCCAUUUUUCUUUUCUUUUCUUGCCUUCUGUUCAUUGCUGGAAAAAUCUAAACUUUAAUUUGUGGUCUUGUGGGGGACAGGUUUGAAAAAUUCUUUCGCUUCCCUGAAAAUAUAUGCUAAAAGGGUUCCAAGAUUAUUUUUGAGUUUGGGUUUUGCUCUUUGGAAUUUGAAGUUGAAGUAUCAGCAGUGUCCAAAUGGGUUGGAAAGAGAAGAUUAAGACUGUGUUUCAGGGCAACACAAAUGAGAUUGAGCUCGGGUGCGGACAUACUAUUAAGUCUCAUGGAUCAUCAGUUGCAAGAAUUCACAUGCAUGACUGGCUUAUAUUGCUGCUGCUCGUAGUUAUAGAGAUAGUCCUUUAUGUCAUCGGUCCAUUUCAUCGUUUUGUUGGAAAGGAUAUGAUGACAGAUCUGAAGUAUCCCAUGAAAGAUAAUACAGUCCCAGUGUGGUCUGUUCCUCUAUAUGCAAUUAUAUUGCCUAUUAUCAUCUUUGUUCUCAUCUAUCUGAGGAGGAGGGACGUCUACGAUCUGCACCACAGCAUUUUAGGCCUGUUAUUUGCCAUACUAAUUACGGCUGUACUCACGGAUGCCAUCAAGAAUGCAGUAGGCCGUCCUCGACCUGACUUUUUCUGGCGUUGUUUUCCUGAUGGUAAAGAUGUUUAUGAUCAGUGGGGAGACGUGAUAUGUCAUGGCAAAGAAAGUGAUAUAAAGGAAGGACAUAAGAGCUUUCCAAGCGGGCAUACCUCAUGGUCAUUUGCUGGUCUCGGGUUUCUAUCAUUAUAUUUGGCAGGGAAGAUUAAAGCAUUUGAUCGUGGAGGACAUGUAGCAAAACUAUGUAUAGUUAUUCUUCCUCUCCUAAUGGCAUGUCUUGUCGGGAUUUCACGUGUGGAUGACUACUGGCAUCAUUGGCAAGACGUGUUUGCCGGAGGAUUGAUAGGCCUUGUUGUUGCAACACUUUGCUACCUGCAGUUCUUCCCAGCUCCAUACCAUACUGAAGGAUGGGGACCAUAUGCAUAUUUCCGGGCAUUGGAGGAGGUUCGCAGUAACACACAACAUGUCCACCAUACUAACGGAGGAUUAGAGGUAGAGCAGCCGGAGGUACAAUUGAAUCAGCGAUCGGGUACAAAUUCCAAUCCUUUUGAGGAUGUGGAGUACGGCAGAAUGUGAGACAAAUGGACACUGUAAUCCUAUGCUUUAUCUUUGUUCAACUAGCUCAGCUUAUUAUUUUCUUGUGAAUAGUUAGGCUGCAUUUUUAGUUGUAUGUUCCUACAUAUUUUAGGAUUUGGGACCUAUAUUCCUUUGUUACUUGUGUUAUACUGUUAUUCGAGAUCGAUGUUCUGAGUUUUCUGAUACAAGUACAUGCUAGCUGCUAUGUUAUGAUAUAAGUUUCUUGUUGUUUUA
Messenger RNA from Nicotiana attenuata, 1528 nucleotides. Its product is annotated as lipid phosphate phosphatase 2-like. The transcript is spliced from 9 exons. NCBI's taxonomy places the organism in Eukaryota, Viridiplantae, Streptophyta, Magnoliopsida, Solanales, Solanaceae. The coding region runs from base 326 to 1294 and encodes 322 amino acids. The record is from RefSeq and is a predicted model, not a curated record. Gene Ontology annotation, molecular function: phosphatidate phosphatase activity. Gene Ontology annotation, biological process: phospholipid metabolic process.